AUGGUGGGCACCCGCCUGCAGCCAGUGCUGUCGAAGAAGGUGGAUGAUGUAUGGACGUUUGCGACAUUUUGCGGCCUCAGGGAACGGAGUGUUCCGAGAGUUUUUCAGCUUGCUUUCUUCGUGCAUUCGCCGGCCGCUGUCGGCCAGGCCCCGGGCGAUGCGAGGCGCCGUGGGCUCCGUGCCCUCGGCUCUCCUUGGGCCCAAUGCCGCAGUGGGAGCCUCUUGGCUGAAAGACGCCGACACGAAUCGCUCACCAUGGAGAUGCAGAACGUGCAUAUGCAGGCCACGGACAUGAUGCUUGCUCUCUUCGCAGGCAGUCCCGCAAUGCGGGUUCAUGGAAGGCACCUCCUGCAUCCGGCCAUCUUCCAUGCUAUGCGGACGUUCACGUGCGCAGCAAAUAUCCCGAACCACGUGCCAGCCAAGACACAACUGCCGAAAAUGAUGUCGGAGGUGACGUUUAAAUGCGAUGCCUAUGAGACGGCUACGGCUACCGGCAUUACGGUUGAGCAGCCGCGUGUAGACCGUUGCUGCUCCUCACAGGACCAGGAGCAGGGCAUACACGAUGUGAUCAGCGCCUCACCUUCCAGCAUUGCUAUGGCAGCACUGGCCUUGAGCCACUCUGAAGUCGACAGGUUGGGCAUGCUCAGUGCUUCCCCGUCUUUCGAGCAGCUCUUCGGCUACUCUCGACAGGAGCUGUUGGGCAAAAACGCAACACGGCUGCUCUGUGAUGGCCAUCUGGAUCCUUCAUUUGAGCUUCAUCUGGAGCUGGCCUCGAGCUCAAUGCGACCAGGAGUCCUUCCAGUGACCUUGCGCCGGAAGACCGGUGAGCUUGUAGACAGUUUAGUCUUGAUCAAGAAGCUGAAGACGUGGCCGGACAUGCUCCUGGUGCUCUAUGUGGAUAGGAUGGCGUAUCCAAACGCUGAGGAGCAGCUCCUUGCCCAGGCCAAAGCCUGGGACGACGCAGACAACCAGUACUGA
Molecule: messenger RNA, 978 nt
Organism: Symbiodinium sp. CCMP2456
Lineage: Eukaryota; Dinophyceae; Suessiales; Symbiodiniaceae
Source: the annotation of a GenBank genome assembly